AUGUACAACAGAACAUAUAUUGUCAAAUGUGCAUUAGGAUUUCAACUUACAAAAGAUAAUGGUAAUACUCAAGAUGAUAGUUUUGCUCGUCUCAUGGUUUUACAUGUCUUUGGUUUGGAUAUACGUGAUGUUGUUGAAGUACUACAACAACAGAAUGAAAUUUGUUUUACUAAUACACGUAUUAAUAAAUCAUUAAUUAUAACACUUUUACGCAUUGACCAAGAAAAUACAAAUGAAAAUGAUCAACACAUCACCACAACAGCCGAAUGGACAAUCGACUGCGAUGUGGCCACCAUUUAUGCAUUACAAACAUUUAAUUUGGCCUUAGUCGAUUUAAAAAAAUAUUUUUCUUAUGAAGAAGAUUUAUUAGAAGUUAUAGAAAAUGAUAUUAAUGAAAACGAACCAUUUAUAUUACUUGAUAGUUUGUCGAAUACAAUAGAUGAUCAAACAUUUUCAAAUGAAAAGGUAUGA
Messenger RNA from Rotaria sp. Silwood1, 471 nucleotides. The record is from the annotation of a GenBank genome assembly. NCBI's taxonomy places the organism in Eukaryota, Metazoa, Rotifera, Eurotatoria, Philodinida, Philodinidae.